Messenger RNA from Patiria miniata (bat star), 5768 nucleotides. Its product is annotated as peroxidasin homolog. Gene Ontology annotation, biological process: response to oxidative stress. The record is from RefSeq and is a predicted model, not a curated record. The transcript is spliced from 17 exons. Gene Ontology annotation, molecular function: heme binding; peroxidase activity; protein binding. The coding region runs from base 375 to 4712 and encodes 1445 amino acids. Lineage: Eukaryota; Metazoa; Echinodermata; Asteroidea; Valvatida; Asterinidae.
GUGCCAAUCAGUGAAUAAAAGUAACCGGCUCAACGCGUGGCACUCCAAACUUCGACCCUUUACAUUGGUGCACGUACGCAUAGCGCAUGCACGUAGGUCUAUCGAUUGUCAACAAACCUUGUCUGAUUCUUGUACGGAAACUUCUGUUUUUGUCGCCAUAGCCAGGGAUAACUACCAUUCAGGCAAGUAAGCACAGUAACAUCCGGACUUUGUCUCUUUCCUGGAGUUGUGUGGCUGCCAGAAACGGGGUGAAACAGAGUUGAGUUGUGCUGCGUGGAGGGCACUUCGUUGCAGACGGGAACUUUUUUCCACGGGAGUUAUUUGGACUGAGCGGGUCGGACGCAGUGUCUCGGGCCGUGUCUGACGGGGGAGCUAUGGGGAUGGACUCGAGGUUUCUAGUACUACUCCUCGGAGUUUUGAGCGUGUGUUUACCAGCUGUCUGCCAGGCUUGUCCUCUAGGCUGCCUGUGUUUCCGGACCACCGUGAGGUGUAUGCACCUGGAACUCACGAGGAUUCCCCAAGUGGAUAAUGAAACCAAGAUUUUAGAUUUGCGGUUCAAUCAAAUCGCAGAGAUCCCGCCCGGUGCAUUCUCCAGUCUGACAGCACUCAACACUCUCCUCCUGAAUCACAACAACAUCAGGAGGAUACCCAGAGGAGCGUUCGAUGGACUGCAUCAUCUUAAGUAUCUCUAUCUUUACAAGAAUAGAAUAACGGAUAUUGACAGUCGAGCCUUUGAUGGUUUAGUCAACCUGGAGCAGCUGUAUCUGUACUCCAAUGAGAUUCAGGAACUCAAGCCGGGAACUUUUAGUAACCUGCCCAUGCUGGAGAGACUGUUUUUGAACAAUAACAAUUUGACCUCCAUAUACACCGGCACCUUCCAAGGACUUGAUUCGCUAAAAAGGCUACGGUUAGAUGCAAACAAGCUGAUGUGUAACUGUAAGCUAAUAUGGCUGAUUGAAAUGCUGAAGCAGGCUAGUCAUCAACGACACACGCAGGCGGCCGCGACCUGCGAGUAUCCGCGGAACCUACGCUCCAGAAACCUGAUGGAUAUAUCACCAGAGGAACUCAACUGUAGAAGACCUCAUUUUGUUGUAGAACCUAGUGACGUUGACGCAGUUGAAGGUAAUAACGUGUACUUCAGCUGUCGAGCCAUGGGCGACCCAGAACCAGAAAUAGUCUGGCUGCAUAACAGCGUAGAAAUUACCGCCGCAACGUUGAACACCGUUGACAGUAAAUACAGUAUUCUAAACGAUGGCACAUUGAUGAUCCAGAAUGCAAGUGGUGAUGACGAGGGAGAAUAUGAGUGCACGGCGCGCAACGCCGUCGGAGAAACAACAUCGGAGAGGGUCAAUCUACGAUACUUCGGUUCUCCAAAGGGCCCCACCUUUAGCCAAGAACCCACUGACACGGAGGUCAAGCAAGGGACAACAGUCACCCUUGACUGUUCAGCCAACGGCUACCCGCGUCCAACCAUCGUCUGGACACGACACGGACAAAGCGUCGUUGACGACCCUCGCUUUACCCUCCUUGCGUCAGGAUCCCUUCACAUCAGCAGCGUGCAGCCGCCAGAUCGUGGCGACUACACGUGUACCGCUACAAAUCAAGCUGGCUCUAGAACUGCUUCCGCUACCCUCAGCGUCACCGUUCCUCCAACUUUUGAAGUGACCCCCCAGUUCCUCUCAGCGAUAGAGGGCAGCACAGUGGAGUUGUUUUGUCAAGCGACUGGUUACCCUCUCCCCGUCAUUGCAUGGCGUAAAGAUGGUGGUUUGUUACCAGAUAGUCGUCGGUAUUUGUCCCUGGCCAGCGGCACACUACGCAUCGUACGAGUCACCCGUGAAGAUGAAGGCAACUAUGAUUGCUACGCAGUCAACUCGGCGGGCAGCAUACAAACCACAGCACAGAUUGAAGUCAGACCAAGGGUUCCACCCGUUUUCACCCAGUCGCCCAGUGACCUGCAGGUAGUCAUCCGGGCUACUAUCCGCCUCCCCUGCUCAGCUUCUGGUGACCCUACGCCCGUCAUCACGUGGAGUAAAGACGGGAUCCAGAUCCCAGAGAGCAACAAAUACACCAUCAGUAGCGAAGGCCAUCUGGUCAUUCAUAACAUUAGUCCUGAUGACGAGGGAAGAUUUGAAUGUGCAGCCAGGAAUAGUAUCGGUUAUGCUGCUACCAGUAUGCUGCUUACUGUGGAUGCCCCUGAUGAGGAUCGUGAAGGGGACCAAUUCGUAGGUGAUUCCAUCACCCAAGCCAUUAAUAACGUGGACCGCGCCAUCAACGAGACGAGACGCGAGUUAUUUGAUCGCUCCAAGCCGCGUACCCCCAGCGAUCUCCUGACGCUGUUCCGCUUCCCCUCCAUGGAGGCGAUGAGUAUCGCGAGAGCUGCCGAGGUAUUUGAGCAGACGCUGCAAUUGAUCCACGGUCACAUUGAGAGUGGAAUGAAAGUCAACUUAACCGGAGUUGAGUACACCUAUGAUGACUUGGUAUCUCGGCCGUUUCUGAAUCUCAUUGCCAACCUGUCCGGUUGCACCACCCACUCCAAGAUCGUCAACUGCUCAGACAUCUGCUACCAUCGCAAGUACCGUACCCACGACGGUACCUGUAACAACCUGCAGAAUCCUGAGUGGGGGGCGUCGCUGACACCCUUCCGACGACUCCUCAGACCCAUCUACGAGAACGGGUUUAACACACCUGUUGGUUGGAAUCAGUCUCAUCUGUAUAAUGGUCACCCCAAGCCUAGUGUCCGCAAAGUAUCGUUGGAGGUUAUGUCCACAGCGACGGUUACGAACAGCGAUAAGUUCUCCCAUAUGUUGAUGCAGUGGGGUCAGUUCCUAGACCAUGAUAUGGAUUUCACCGUGACCAGUCUGAGUCGCGCGCGAUUCAGCGACGGCGUGGAGUGUAAGGAUACCUGCGAGAACCAGCCACCGUGUUUCCCGAUCAACGUACCUGACGAUGAUCCGCGUAUCCGACGCAUGCAGUGUAUGGAGUUUACGCGGUCUAGCGCGGUUUGUGGUAGCGGCAGCACGUCGGUGUUUUUUAAUUCCGUCAUGCCGCGCGAGCAGAUCAAUCAAAUCACGUCGUACAUCGACGGCUCUAAUGUUUACGGCAGCACGAAAGGACAAGCUGAUAAUCUCAGGGACUACACUAAUAAUCUGGGCCGUCUCAAAGCAGGACCGAUUGUCGAAUCAUCCGGGAAACGUCUUCUUCCCUUCAAUCGCGAUACGCCCAUCGAUUGCCAGCGUGAUGUGAACGAAAGCCCCAUCCCGUGUUUCCUCGCCGGUGACUUCCGUAACAACGAACAACUCGGCCUACUGUCCUUACACACGCUGUGGUUCCGUGAGCACAACCGUAUCGCCGAUGAACUCCUUAAGAUCAACCCACACUGGGACGGCGAGAAAAUCUUCCAGGAGACCAGAAAAAUCAUCGGUGCUUCCAUGCAACACAUCUCGUACAGUCACUGGCUACCUAAGGUCCUCGGCUCACAGGGUAUGGACUUACUAGGUUCCUACAACGGUUACAAUCCAAAGACCAAUGCUGCAAUUGUCAACGUCUUCGCAACGGCAGCAUUCCGAUUUGGACACAGUUUAAUCCAGCCUAUCCUGAGGAGGUUAAACUCAACGUAUCAGACCAUCGAGCUGGGAGAUCUCCCCUUACACAAAGCGUUCUUCUCUCCUUACCGCAUCGUAGAGGAAGGCGGUAUCGACCCCAUCCUGCGGGGACUCUACACCUCUCCUCUCAAGGAACCUAAACCUGAUGAGAUGAUGAACACGGAGCUAACGGAACGUCUCUUCCAAAUGGCCCACGAGAUCGCCCUUGACCUCGCCUCCUUGAACAUCCAAAGGGGGCGCGACCACGCCCUGCCCGGUUACAACGACUGGCGAGUCUUCUGCAACAUGUCCGCCGCUCAGACUUUUGAUGAUCUCCGCGAGGAAAUCUCCAACGAUGACGUCAGAAGCAAGUUGGAGAACCUCUACCAUCACCCGGGCAACGUGGAUCUCUUCGUGGCCGGUUUAGCUGAGGAUCCCGUAGAGGGCGCCCUUUUAGGUCCCACGUUCACUUGUAUAUUGGCAUUGCAAAUGAAACGACUGCGUGCGGGAGACAGAUUCUGGUACGAGAACCCAGGUACCUUUGAGCCCGAUCAGUUGACGCAGAUCAAGCAGAUUUCCUUGGCUCGUAUCGUCUGCGACAACGCCGAUUACCUCCACAAUAUUCCUGAAGAUCUCUUUCACAAGAACGACUACCCGGUUGACUUCAGACAAUGCCAUGAUAUUCCAUCCAUCGACCUCAGAAUGUGGGCCGAGUGCCCGGAAGAUACAGCACUUGCCGGAACUAUUCAGCGUAGUCCACGUUUCCAUGAUCUGGUUGUGUCCAGUUUGACAGUUGGUAGCGUGUCCCGAUCACGUCGUUCCGUGGACAAGUUUUCUGCUCCUUCACAAUGGACCAACACCUCGACCCCAAAACACCACCGUCCAGACAAGAACCGCCACAAAUCCUUCAUCGCUCCGUCAGGGAUGAAAGCAUCGGCGACUGAAGAAGAAACGACGACCACAAUCCUGGAGGAGCUUGACCUGGAUGAGAGGACGACGUAUCUGGAAACCGUGGUGAUUGAUCUACAAGACACCAUCCAGACCAUGCAAUCAACGAUCAGUGAAAUGUCUAAGCAGUUGAAAUCCCUCCGGAAGGAACGGAAAAAACACCCCAAAAAUCGGCAUAUUUGAUGAUAAGACGGCAAAACACACGUUCAUCACCUGGAGUAAUUUUCCUUUUUUUCAGAAACUCGUUCCUAUCAAGAUAGGAACUUUUACUCUUAAAUGUUGUGUAUUAUCCUACUGCAGGUUUUUAUUGUGGUUUAAGUUUGUUUUAUUUAAAGAAAUAAACAAACUUUGUUUUAAAUGUAAUUUUAAUGAUCUAACGAGGGCUCUUAUCUAUACGCCGGUGGAAAGAAUUCUAGUCACAGCUUCGAAUUAAACUCAUUUUUUGGUCUGAAAUGCACUCAUUUUUGAAAGUUUGUUGUGAUCUUGUUUUAAUUUAUGAUGUUGGAAAAUUCUUUUCUGCUUUUUCUGUGGAUGUAUAGUCAGGGCCCUGGUUAUAGACUGCUGGGUGGUGCUACAGUACAUAGAGUUUGUAUUGUCUUCAAUGGGAGACACCUGGGUUUAAGACCGGCAGGUCUCCAAAAGUGUCCAUGUAUAUUGUUUGUCAACAAAUUAACUGUUUAUUCCAAUAUAUAAAACUGAUCAUUCUAUUAAAGCCCCAAGUUUGAAAGCAAGGGCAUUAGUUGCAAUUUAUCUUUCUCAUUCACUUUUGAAAUCGGAGAUAAAUGAAAGAUUUAAGAUUAAACAAUUUCAUUUGAGAUUUAGCGAUGUCCAACUUCAUGUAGAUUAGUGUGAAAAUGUGGAACUAGUUUAUUUUAAACGAAGCAAGAUACAUGGACAUUUGCAAGUCACUUUGUACAUAAUUGUUUUAAUUGGUAAGUUUCUGUUCAGCCGCGAAGUUUUUAAGUAUCGUUAUUUUCUUAAAAACUCUGUCGCUCUGGUAAGCGACUGGAAAUUCUCCAACUAACAAGUAAAAUCAUGAAUGGAAGAAUGUCUUGCCAUGGCAAGGUGAAAAACAUUUUUUUGGGGGGGUGGAUUUAUCUUUUCAAGGGACAUUGUUAUAUAUAUUAUGACAAAUGUAUGUGUUUAUGGUACUAAGGUCGAAAGACCUUAUUUGUUUGUUUUACAGCGGUGCUAUUUAGGGAAUACGCAUUUUAAUCGCCAAGUUUUUAUCAUUUCUUU